This is a messenger RNA of Candidula unifasciata, 2736 nucleotides long. Lineage: Eukaryota; Metazoa; Mollusca; Gastropoda; Stylommatophora; Geomitridae. The record is from the annotation of a GenBank genome assembly.
AUGUUGGAAAGUUUGUCUAGACCCAGGGGAAAGAUUUUGGGGAAACCCAAGAGUGAAGUUUUUUUAAAAGCUUUCCCUUGCCCCGGGGUGAAGAUUUUGGGAAAGCUUGUUUUUAGCCCAAAUAAAGAUUUUGGGAAAACUUUCCCAAAACUAAGAGUGAAUUUGGAAGUUUUUCCCUUAGACCCGAUAUGCAACUGUUCCAAUGGGAGGCCAUGUGCACCAGAUGGUUCCUGUUGCCACGAGCUGUGUCUGGGAGGCUGUUCGGGUACCACAGCUGCCGAUUGUUAUGUCUGCACUCAUGUUGUCUACAAUAAUGAGUGUCUGUCUCAUUGCCCUUCUCAUACAUUUAUGCUGUUCAACCGCCGAUGUCUCACCAGAAAUGAGUGCCUGAACCUACGAUCACGUUCUGGACGUAUUAACAGAAGUGACAGCAGUGUCAAUAUCCCCAAGCUAUUGAUGGGAAACAGCACCUUUCCUAGCCAGUGUGUGUUCAAGUGCCCUCCUGGUUACAUGGUCAAAGAGAAGGACCUUAGUGUUCCUGAAUGUAUACGCUGUCAAGGCAUUUGUCCUAAAGUGUGCAACACUACGAAAGUGAGCAGUGUCCAGAACUCAGAGGUGCUCUUUGGCUGCAGCAAGAUUAAUGGUAGCCUUGAGAUACAGAUCACAGGAGGACGUGACGUUGACUAUGAACUGACCAAAAAUCUUGGAGCAAUCCGUGAAGUCACUGGCUACAUUCGGAUAUGGAGAACUUAUUCUCUCUUGACCCUGCAUUUCUUUCGAGAUCUUGAGAUCAUUGGUGGGGAAAAAUUAGUUCACAAGGAGUACAGCUUAUUUAUUGCUGACAACACAAAUCUGCAGGAGUUGUUUCCAGAGCAUCAGAUGAAAAAAAUGCUCAUCCAAAAGGGAAAAGUUGGUUUCCACAGCAACCGUAAACUAUGCCUGGAUAAGAUAUACAACUUUGUGCACCAGUUAAACUAUACAUCACAGCUGGAUAAUCAGAGAAUUAACAUUAGCAACUCUAGCAAUGGCAAUCUCAUUCCAUGUAAGAGCAUGACACUGCAGUUAGUUUUGAGUUACACCAAUUCAGCUCUGCUUGUGCACUGGUCCAGUUACCAGUCCAGUGAUUCCAGAAAUCUCAUUCACUAUGCCAUCAAUUAUAAGGAGCCGAUAAGGGACAUCUUUCAAGGUAGAGAUGCCUGUGUGUUUUUUGAAAUGGAUGCCGUAUAUCCACUGAAGCCCUUCACCAAGUAUGCCAUCUAUGUGCAGGCUGUUACAUUACAAGAUGCAACAGUUUCUGCCAUGACCAACAUCACCUAUUUUGUGACAAGCACUUAUAAACCCACGGAACCACUUGACCUUGAAGUCUUCUCGCCGGAUCCCCAUGAGCUGACAGUUCGAUGGAAACCACCCAAGGCUCCCAAUGGAAAUGUUACUCAUUACAAAGUUUUCUAUCAGCCGCAGACAUCCAGUACUAAUGGCUUCGAGCAGAGAGACUUUUGCAAAGAUCCAAUGGUCAUCACCAAAGAUGUUCAGAAACAACCAGAAGUAAAGAUAGAGAAUGCUAAAAUCAAGACAGAAACAGCCCUACAAUCUGAACAUGGUCCUCAGUGCUGCUCUUGCCAAAUGUCAGAAGAGGAGAAGCAGAAAAAAGAAGCAUUGUUGCAAAAGGACAUUAUCUUUGAAGAUGACCUGCAUUCAGUCAUUUACACAAAGCAGUGGACUAAAGAUUGCGCUAUCGGCCUUACAUUUACUUCUAUAAUUCAACCAAAAACUACAAGGCGGCGACGUAAUUUAACCAACAAUUCCAGCAGUGGUCUGAACUUUAAUGAUCCCAUAAUUUUUCAUUAUAAGAAGGAGCCUGACAAAAAUAACUUUCCUUUGGCCAACAAAGAUGGAAAUGUCACAAACUCUAGCAUGAUUGAACCCGAGCCCUCACUUCCUAAUUUGAGGCAGGAAGUAAUUGUUUACGACACAGUGGUCACGCUUUCAAAUUUGGAACACUUUCUCUCUUACAACAUUGAGGUUGUUGCGUGCCAUGAAACAAAUCCUGUGACAGGAGUCAAACUCUGUGGCGAAAGUGCCAUCGUCACAGGGCAGACAGCUGCAGACCCUCUAGCCAACAGUCUCAACAGCUCACUUGUGGUCAUCGAACCGGUUGUCAACAAGACUGGCGCUGUACUCGUCAGGUGGGAACCACCACCCAUGCCAAAUGGGCUCAUUCUAAAAUACUUUAUUGCAUGCAAGAGUGUCACCACAGGCAGGCGUGUAACCUUUUGUGUGACUGCCAGACAGUUCCAGAAUAACAGCAAUGGCUACCUUCUGAUGGGACUGGCACCUGGCAACUACUCUUUACAGAUCAGUGCACAUUCGCUGGCAGGCAAUGGGACAUCCACUCCGGAGUUGUUCUUCAGUGUUUUGUUUCAUCCAGGGAGAGAGGAAGACAGCAGUAUUAGUACGAUUAUUGGCAUCAGUGCUGGCCUGGUUAUCUCCUUUCUCACUGUGUUUGGUGUCAUCAUCUACUAUGUCUAUAAGCAGAGGUACAUCAAGGCAGAUGUCGUUGUCUCUCAGAACCCACAUUACAUACCGACUGAACAAUUGUAUGCACCAGAUGAGUGGGAGGUCCCUAGAGACAGUAUCCGUCUGAUUAAAGAGAUGGGCCAGGGCUCAUUUGGAACUGUGUUUGAGGGACUUAUGGAGGAUCCUGAAACAAAAGUCUCCGUUCCUGUAGCCAUCAAG